This is a messenger RNA of Panicum virgatum (switchgrass), 1591 nucleotides long. Its product is annotated as probable low-specificity L-threonine aldolase 1. Lineage: Eukaryota; Viridiplantae; Streptophyta; Magnoliopsida; Poales; Poaceae. The record is from RefSeq and is a predicted model, not a curated record. The coding region runs from base 247 to 1359 and encodes 370 amino acids. Gene Ontology annotation, molecular function: L-allo-threonine aldolase activity. Gene Ontology annotation, biological process: L-threonine catabolic process; glycine biosynthetic process. Gene Ontology annotation, cellular component: cytosol. The transcript has 9 exons.
GCCCCCUGCCCAAUUCUGUUGGAGCGGAGCGUCAGUGACAAAGAAAAAGGCCUGCAGCAGCAAGUGCACUGCGCAUUAAUGCAUCAUCCAUCAUUUUUUUUCCUUUCAAUACAAAGCAUCAUCCAUCAUAUACUGGUGCUGGUGCCUCCCAAAGCACGAUAGAUUUGCCGGUUUCUAAGGAGAAAGCUCCCAAGGCUAGGCUCUGCCGCUCCCUGCAGCAGAGUCGUAGGCUGCAGCAGCGCCAAAAUGGCGAGCAAGGUGGUGGACCUCCGGUCGGACACGGUCACCAAGCCCUCGGAGGCCAUGCGGGCCGCCAUGGCCGCGGCCGACGUCGACGACGACGUCGUGGGCGUCGACCCGACCGCGCAGCGCUUCCAGGCGGAGAUGGCCGCGCUCAUGGGCAAGGAGGCCGCGCUCUUCGUGCCCUCGGGCACCAUGGGCAACCUCAUCUCCGUCCUCGUGCACUGCGACGUCAGGGGCAGCGAGGCCAUCCUCGGCGACAACUCGCACAUCCACGUCUACGAGAACGGGGGCAUCUCCACCAUCGGCGGCGUGCACCCCAAGACCGUGCCCAACAACCCCGACGGCACCAUGGACAUCGACAAGAUCGUCGCGGCCAUCAGGCACCCGGAUCUGCAUUACCCGACCACCAGGCUCAUCUGCCUGGAGAACACACAUGGGAAUUCUGGUGGAAAAUGUUUAUCUGUAGAAUACACUGACAAGGUCGGUGAAAUUGCAACGAGCCAUGGCCUCAAGCUUCAUAUUGAUGGAGCUCGCAUUUUUAACGCCUCUGUGGCGCUUGGAGUCCCUGUAGAUAGACUCGUGAAAGCUGCUGAUUCAGUUUCGGUAUGCCUAUCUAAAGGGUUAGGCGCCCCCGUUGGGUCGGUUAUUGUUGGUUCGAAGAACUUCAUUGAGAAGGCCAAAAUUCUUAGGAAGACCCUAGGUGGUGGCAUGAGGCAGGUUGGAGUUCUCUGUGCUGCUGCUCAAGUUGCCGUCCGUGACACUGUGGGAAAGCUUGCAGAUGACCAUAGGAAGGCUAGAGCUUUGACAGAGGGGCUGAAGAAAAUUAAACAUAUUACAGUCGAUCCAGCUUCCGUUGAGACCAAUAUGGUAUUCUUCGAUAUCGUCGAUCCAAGAAUAUCACCUGACAAUCUAUGCCAAGUCUUGGAACAGCACAAUGUGCUUACAAUGCCAGCGAGUUCAAAAAGUAUCAGGUUCGUCCUCCAUUACCAAAUUUCAGACAGCGACGUUCAAUACGCAGUGACAUGUGUUGAGAAAGCUUUUGAAGAGCUACUGAAGGGUGGUACAAACUUGGAGCUCUUGACAAAUGGUACUACAAGAAGUUCGUACGGGCACUAGAUCACUUCCCUUUGGACCGCCCCAAUGUACAAGCUCGGUGACCUGCAAUGUUUUCUUUAAACCAGCAGGAGCGCUGCUUAAUUAUUUAAGAAGGGGAAGCACGUGAAGGUUGACGAUAGAUUCUGUUUAGUUAUGAAGAACUGUUGGUGUUUGUGACGGUGACCUUUGCUGAAUAACUGAUGGUUAACCGUGACCGCACCUUGGCUGAAUAAACUGCUCCUGUUCACUCUCU